Scomber scombrus (Atlantic mackerel) is the source of this 10238-nucleotide messenger RNA. RefSeq names its product CDC42 binding protein kinase alpha (DMPK-like) b (gene cdc42bpab). Gene Ontology annotation, biological process: actomyosin structure organization; peptidyl-threonine phosphorylation. The record is from RefSeq and is a predicted model, not a curated record. Gene Ontology annotation, molecular function: ATP binding; protein serine/threonine kinase activity. The transcript is spliced from 43 exons. Lineage: Eukaryota; Metazoa; Chordata; Actinopteri; Scombriformes; Scombridae. The coding region runs from base 1177 to 6585 and encodes 1802 amino acids. Gene Ontology annotation, cellular component: actomyosin; cytoplasm; cytoskeleton.
UGUGUCCCGUAUUUGGAAUAAGCAAGACUUAGACUACAGCUUUUCCUCUUGACGUGAAACGAGCUCCCUCUUGUAACCUUCAAGAAAAAAAGGAGCCGCAGUGUUUUAACUGAGGCGGCUUGUCCUUUAAAAAAAACUAAUCGUCGGGUUUUGAACUGUGAAGAAAACUAAAAAAAGAAAGAAAGAGAGAGACGUUUUCCAGGACGAAGAAAUGGGAUUUAAAGAACAUAUCUGCCAGCAUUGAGUUGCGAAAACAAGAGGAUAAUUUUUUUUUUUACACCACUUGACUUGGAUUGGAUUAAAAAAAAACAAAACACACGCAUACAGUCGAAGAGGAGCUGUUUUUAAUUUUAAUACUGGUGCAUAUGACAAGUCAGGAGGAGAAAAGAAAAAGGGGAGCAAUGAUGGCAUUUAGCUCACAGGCUAAAGAGCUACACAGCUAAAGCUUUUUAGCAAGGGCUGCUAACUAAGCCUGUGUCGCCCUUUCCAUUGCUGGAGCAGAGGAGGGGCUGCUGCUGCUGGGGCUUUGUAGCAUUGCAGAUCUGCCUUGCAUUUUUGUGUGUGUGUGUGUGUGUGGAGGUUUUGCUGCAAGAAUAUAAUGGAGAAUCCUAAAUAUCUGCAACAGCUACAACAACUCAAGGGGAUCUGCUAAAAAAAAUUAAAUAAAAAAACCCUUGCAUCGACUGCGAUUAUCUUCCAUUUUUUCCUUCCCCCAAAAGACCUGCUGGAAAAAAAGUGUGCUAACUAGGGGAUUGCAUCAAAACCCUCUAAAAGCAGCCAGGGGGUUUGUAUAAUUGUGACUACUUCUUCUUUUUUUUUUUGGAUAGGCAUUAUUAUAAACAAAAAUGGGGAAGUGCUGCACGUCUUAUCCACCUCCUAGAUACUGGAUGUCGGUAUGAAGAUCAUGACUAGGUCGACUAUAACGCGGAUUUAACACCGGCGUCGCCCCUCUUGCUUAAACUUUUAUUAAUUUUGAGGUACAUUCAAGGUGAGAGGAGAACUUCUUUCUUUUUUCCCCCAAAACAGGCCCCUCUGCGCUAACUAACAGGCCGAGGAGGUGUUUGCUCAUCCCUCCUCCUCCACCACCACCUCCUCCUCCUCUAUCAUCAUCAUCAUCAUCAUCAUCAUAACUUCAGAAACCAACAAGCCUACGGAAUAAUAAUAAUAAUCAUCAUCAUGUCUGGAGAGGUGCGUUUGAAGAAGCUGGAGAAGCUGAUCCUGGACGGGCCAGUUCAGUCUACUGGACAGUGUCUGAGUGUGGAGACUCUGCUGGAUGUCCUGGUGUGUCUCUACGAUGAGUGCAACAACUCCCCACUCAGGAGGGAGAAAAAUGUCCUGGAGUUUUUGGACUGGGCCAAACCCUUCACCUCCAAAGUGAAGCAGAUGCGGCUGCACAAAGACGACUUCGAGAUCCUGAAGGUGAUUGGACGAGGAGCCUUCGGAGAGGUUGCAGUGGUAAAGGUGAAAAACACAGACAAGGUGUUCGCUAUGAAGAUUCUCAACAAAUGGGAGAUGCUGAAGCGAGCCGAGACGGCGUGUUUUCGGGAGGAGCGAGACGUGUUGGUAAAUGGGGACUGCCAGUGGAUCACCACCCUGCACUACGCCUUCCAGGAUGACAAUAACCUGUACCUGGUGAUGGACUACUAUGUGGGUGGUGACCUGCUGACCCUGCUCAGUAAAUUCGAGGACCGGCUGCCAGAGGAGAUGGCCAAAUUCUACUUGGCUGAGAUGGUGCUGGCGAUCGACUCCAUUCACCAGCUACACUACGUCCACAGGGACAUUAAGCCCGACAACCUUUUGUUGGAUAUGAACGGCCACAUCCGCCUGGCCGACUUUGGCUCCUGUCUCAAACUCAUGGAGGAUGGAACGGUCCAGUCCUCUGUGGCGGUGGGAACCCCAGACUACAUCUCCCCAGAAAUCCUCCAGGCGAUGGAGGAUGGGAAAGGCAAGUAUGGACCAGAGUGCGACUGGUGGUCCCUGGGCGUCUGCAUGUAUGAAAUGCUGUACGGCGAGACUCCUUUCUAUGCAGAGUCCCUCGUGGAAACCUACGGCAAGAUCAUGAACCACAAGGAGCGAUUCCAGUUUCCACAGCAGAUAACAGACGUUUCAGAGGAUGCAAAGGAUCUGAUUCGCCGGCUCAUUUGCAGUCGAGAGCACCGAUUGGGACAGAACGGCAUCGAGGACUUCAAGCAGCACCCGUUCUUCAUCGGCAUCGAUUGGGACAACAUCCGUAUGUGUGAGGCCCCCUACAUCCCAGAGGUCAGCAGUCCUACAGAUACCUCCAACUUUGACGUGGACGACGACUGCCUCAAGAAUUCGGAGACGAUGCCCCCUCCUUCCCACACCGCCUUCUCUGGCCACCACCUGCCCUUUGUGGGUUUUACCUACACCAGUAAAUGCACCAUUUCUGACCGGGGUUGCCUGCGACAGCUGACAGGUGCGCCGGGUAAGGCAGGGCAGGACCAGUUGGACCUUGAUGUCCAGCGCAGCCUGGAAGACAGCCUGGCCACAGAGGCCUACGAGAGGAGGAUCCGCCGCCUGGAGCAGGAGAAAGUAGAGCUGAGCCGCAAACUGCAAGAGUCGACACAGACAGUUCAAGCACUGCAGCACCCAACAGGCGAGGGCCCCGUCACCGCUAACAAGGAGGUGGAGAUCAGGAGUCUGAAGAGCGAGAUCGACAUCCUCAAGAAGCAAAUUGCUGACUCUGGCCAACUGGAGAAGCAGCUCGAGGAUGUGUCGUUGGCUCGUAGGGACUUGGAGGACUCAUCCAAACACGUUAAGACUCUAGAGAAACAGAUGAGGAGCAUCACACAGGACAAGGACGACAUGCAGAAGGACCUUGUGGAUGCUCACGAAAAGCUGAAGUCUCAGUCGAAAGAGUUGAAAGAUGCCCACAGCCAGAGAAAGCUUGCAAUGCAAGAGUUUUCCGAGCUCAACGAGAGACUCACAGACCUCCGGUCGUCAAAGCAGCGCCUGGCUCGCCAGUUGCGCGACAAGGAGGAGGAGAUAGAGAGUCAAACACAGAAGGUUGAAGGUCUCCGCCUUGAGGUGCGAAAGGCCGAGAGGGCCAAGAAGGAGAUGGAGGCGCAGGCGGAGGAGCAGGCAGCAGAGGCGCAGAAAGAGAGGAAGCUGAGAGAGCGGAACGAGCAGUACAGCCGACAGCUGGAGGAGGAGUUGGAAGGUCUUAAGGUGAAGCAGGCUGGCUCUUCUGCCACCCCAGCAUCAGUGGACCAGUCCCAGGAGGUGGGACGCCUGCGGGGAGAUCUGGAGAAGAAAACGGUGCUUUACGAGGAGGAACUGGCACGCAGGGAAGCGCAGCAUAGCACCGAGCUGAAGGCCCUGCGUAAAGAGCUGCGGGACGCUGAGAGCCAACACCUCGCCCUGCAGAAAGAGAUCCUGAUGCUCAAAGACAAGCUGGAGAAGACUCGCAGGGAGAGCCAAAGCGAGCGGGAAGAGUUUGAGACGGAGUAUAAGCAGAAGUACGAGAGGGAAAGAGUUCUGCUUACUGAGGAAAAUAAAAAGCUGUCCAGUGAGUUGGAUAAGCUGACGAGCAUGUUUGAGAAGAUGAGCACCUCCAACAGGCAGCUGGAAGACGAGAUGAGGGAGCUGGCUGACAAAAAGGAGAGUGUGGCUCACUGGGAGGCGCAAAUCACCGAAAUCAUCCAAUGGGUGAGCGAUGAAAAGGACGCUCGAGGCUACCUGCAGGCUCUGGCCACAAAGAUGACCGAAGAGCUGGAGGGACUGAGGAACACCAGCCUGGGCGCGAGAGCCACGGACAUGCCAUGGAAGAUGCGGCGCUUUGCCAAGCUGGACAUGUCGGCCCGUCUGGAGCUGCAGUCAGCCCUGGAAGCUGAGAUCAGAGCCAAGCAAGGCAUCCAGGACGAGCUGAACAAAGUCAAGGCCAACAACAUCUCCACAGAAUGUAAACUGCAGGAGGUCGAGAUUAAAAAUCAAGAACUCCUGACUGAGAUCGACAGGUUGAAGAAGGAGACGGAGGAGAUGCGGCUACGCAGAGGUGUCAAGCACCAGGAUUCCCAGAAUUCCUUCUUGGCUUUUCUCAACGCCCCCACCUCAGCGCUCGACCAGUUUGAUCGCUCGCCGUCCGUCGGCCCAUCUAGCAAAGGCAGACGUGUGGACUCUAUGGACAACUUCACCCCCUCCAACACUCCAUCCCGGGAAGAUGACCCCAAGGCCCACCUCAAGUCCCGCUCGCGCUCACCCUCCAUGGCUAGCGAUAUGGAGCCCAUAGAGUUGAUAGACCAUCCUCCUCGCACAGUCCAGACCCCCACCAUGCGCUCAGGAGGGUACGGCAGCAUCGGCCGUUCCUCCCCUAAGCCCAAAGCACAUCAGUUUGUGGUGAAGUCAUUCAACACGCCCACUAAGUGUAACCAGUGCACUUCUCUCAUGGUGGGACUCAUACGUCAAGGUUGUACUUGUGAAGUGUGUAACUUCUCCUGCCAUGUAACAUGUGCGGACAAGGCUCCAGCUGUGUGUCCCGUGCCGCAGGACCAGACGAAGGGCCCGCUGGGUAUCGACCCUCAGAGGGGUAUCGGUACCGCGUAUGAGGGCCACGUCAGGGUGCCCAAACCAACAGGGGUGAAGAAGGGUUGGCAGAGGGCGAUGGCUGUGGUGUGCGACUUCAAACUGUUCCUCUAUGAACUGGGAGAAGGAAAAGCAACACAGCCGAGUGUCGUAGUCAGCCAAGUUAUAGAUAUGAGGGACGAAGAAUUUUCAGUCAGUUCUGUUUUGGCCUCCGAUGUCAUCCACGCCAGCCGCAAAGACAUCCCGUGUAUAUUCAGAGUGACAGCGUCCCAGCUCUCUCCCUCCAGCAGCCACAAGCCCUCCAUCUUGAUCCUGGCCGACAGCGAUCAGGAGAGGAACAAGUGGGUGGGUCUCCUCAACGAGCUCCACCGCAUCCUCAAGAAGAACAAGCUCAAGGAGCGGUUCGUCUACAUCCCCAAGGAGGCUUACGACUGCACGCUGCCACUCAUCAAGACGACACAGUCUGCUGCUAUCAUAGAUCACGAGCGUGUCGCCCUUGGCAACGAGGAAGGCCUUUUUGUCAUCCAUGUCACCAAAGAUGAAAUUAUCCGGGUGGGGGACAACAAGAAGGUGCACCACAUCGACCUGAUCCUCCAGGAGCAGCUGCUGGCCGUCAUCUCCGGCAGGAACCGUCACGUCCGUCUCUUCCCCACGCAGGCCCUGGAUGGCCGCGAGACCGAGUCCUACAAGCUAGCUGAGACAAAGGGCUGCCAGACCAUCGUCUCUGGCCCCGUCCGCAACGGCUCGCUCACCUGCCUCUGCGUCGCCAUGAAAAGACAAAUCAUUUGCUACGAGGUGAAUAAGAGCAAAGGGCGCCACCGUCGGCUGCGGGAGGUGCAGGCCCCGGGGCCCGUCCAGUGGAUGGGUCUGCUCAGUGAGCGUCUCUAUGUGGGCUACCAGUCUGGCUUCACCCGAUACAGUGUCCACGGCGACGUGUCCCCGGUCAACUUGCUCCACCACGAGGACCACACACUGGCCUUCAUCCCCCAGCAGAACCUGGAGGCCCUCUGCGCCGUGGAGAUUUCUAGCAAAGAGCUGCUGCUGUGCUUCAGCUCCAUCGGGGUGUACGUGGACUCUCAGGGCCGCAGGUCACGUCAGCAGGAGCUCAUGUGGCCAGCCGUGCCCAACGCUGCAUGCUACAACGCCCCCUACCUGUCACUGUACAGUGAGAACGCUGUGGACGUGUUUGACGUGAACACCAUGGAGUGGAUUCAGACCAUCCCUCUGAAGAAGGUGCGACCUCUGAACAUCGACGGCUCUCUGAAUCUGCUCGGCCUGGAAACAGUCCGGCUGAUCUACUUCAGAAACAAGAUGGCCGAAGGUGACGAGCUGGUCGUUCCGGAGACGUCAGACAACAGCAGGAAGCAGAUGGUGCGCAGCAUGAACAACAAGAGACGCUUCUCCUUCAGGGUGCCAGAGGAAGAGCGACUUCAGCAGAGGAGAGAGAUGCUACGAGAUCCAGAGAUGAGGAACAAACUGAUCUCCAACCCCACAAACUUCAACCACGUGGCCCACAUGGGACCAGGAGACGGGAUCCAGAUCCUUAAAGACCUGCCUAUGAACGUCCGUGUUCAGGAGAGCCGCGCGGGCUUCAGCGGGUCAGUCAGCAUCCCCUCCAUCACCAAGAACCGGGCCGAGCCGGGUCGCUCCAUGAGCGCCAGCAGCGGACUGGGCAUACGCUCGUCCUCUCAGAACGGCAGUGCGCUGCGCAGGGAGCUGUCUGGGGGCAGCUACGGAUCCAAACGCCAGACCAUGACCUCUCCCUCCGAGAGCUCCCUGUCGUCCGGAGGAGGGAUGGACUGUGGUGACGCUCCGCUCUCACAGUUCGACAGAGAGUGGCAGGCAGUAUCACCGUCGGAGAAGACCCCCGAUCUGAAAAGGGCUUUAAGGACCCUGCUUAGUAAGAUGAAGGAUUCGGACUCACCGCGUCACUCCACGGCCUCCAACAGCUCCACCUUCAGCAGCCCCCCGAGUCCGGCCUCCCCACACAAGACCAAGUCCCUGUCCCUGGAGAGCACAGACCGGAUGGGCUGGGACACAUGAGCCCCCGCCCCUCUUCCACUACCCCCCACCCCCUGCCGCCAAACCGCCCACCUGACCCCACAACCCACUGACAGCACAGGACUCUCCAAAAAAAAACCUUCUCCACCUAUUACACCUCUCGCAAUCCUUUCUGAAAUAUUUCCCCUCACUGCCCAGAGAACUGCACCUCCUGUCUGCCGCUGCCCACCCCUCCCUCUCCUCCUCCUCCUCCUCUUCCUCUUCCUAGUCCCCCCCUCCCAUCUCCUCUUCUCCUCCUCGAUGAACAUUUGUCCCACCUUAAACCUCCUCGAUCUGUCUCAGCGUACUUCCAAGUCGGGGCACGAAGAAAGUGUCGUCUUUAUUUUUCUUAUUUUCUUCUUUUUUUUUAAUUUUUAAUUUUGGAGGGAAAUUUCGGUGGGGGAGAAGUUAUCAUAAAUUAGUGGUGGUGUACAUGUGGGUGCUGAUGUUUGAGGGUGCAAAUGUGUGUGUGUGAGUGCAUGUGUGUGUGUGUGUGUGUGUUAAUAAAGAAAAGGGCAUAUGAUGAUGAUAUAGGAAUGACAACCUCCCCCCCUCUCUCUCUCUCUGCUCUUUCUGCCUCCGAGCGAUGCGUUCGAGGUCCAAAUUGACACGACUCUGCUCUCAGCACUUGAUCCCCCCCUCCUCUACCCCUACCCCUCCCCAGCCCUCCUCUCCUCCCACCACCACUCUCACCGCCACUGUCGAGACUCAAAAACCUCACCGUGCAACAACAACAGCAGCAACAACAACAACAACAACAAAAAAAGAAGAAGAAGAGGAUUACUUAUUAAAAGAAAAUGAUUUGUACUUGUACAUAGGACCCUUUUGGGUUUUAGGGGACAAUAUUUUAAUUUAUUUAUCGAUCUUAGACAGGAAAGGGAGGUUUUUUUUUGUUUUUUUCUUGUUUUGUUUUUGUUUUUCUUUGCUUCACGGCUGAAGCAGACAGGUGGAGUUUAAACGCCACACACAGCUCAUCACUUAAACUCUUCUUGCUUUCUCUUUGAGUGUCAUAAGCUGCAUUCAUUAUUGAAAAAUGUUUAAAAAAAAUAAGAGAGAGAAAGGAAAGCAAUGAUUUUUAUUUUUUUUGUUAAUUUUUUGGCUCAUGAUACUAAAGUGCAGUGACUUUAUAAUAUUUUCAGCUACAAACAGCAGCAGCAGCAUUAAUAAGGCAUCGUCACGGCUCCUCUGUGCUACUCUCUCUAUCUCUCUCUCUCUUUCUCUUCAUUGGUCCAGUGCGAGCGACACAACGUCAUCAUCAUCAAUCAUCAUCAUCAUCCCGGCAGCAGCAGCAGCACCUGGGAUGAUGUCGUCUGUCGUGUCGUAGCGUUUUAUUUAAGACGUACCACUUCUUCCUUUUUUUUGCUGUACAACCAAACUGACCAACUCACAGAUUCCCAUCACAGUAAAAUGUACAUAGGUUCAAAGUAGAGAGUAAUAUAUGAUAAGGAAAAUACUAUAGAGAACUACACAGGGGAAAGAAAAGAAGAAAAAUCCUCUUUUGACUUUUCUUUUUCUUUUUUUGAGUGAUUUUGGGGUUGUAUUCACACAAAAAGCCAUUUUUAAAACCACUUUCCAGUUUUUCUUUUUAAUUAAUUGAUUGAUUUUAGAUUUUGUUUUUUUAAUUGUAUGUAUGACACUUUCUUUUAUUAUUAUUUUUUCUCUCUCUCUCCACACACACACGCACACACAUUGGCAUUUAGAGUGAAGCGACUUGUACUGUGUAUGGAUUUGAACACUACUGCCCCGUACUGUAGAGUGAACACACGCAUUUUUAUCACUACCGCACAUGUUAUCUGCACACUGAGAUGGUGUUUUUUUAUUAUUAUUAUGCAGCAUUAUGCCUUUUUCUUUUUUUUUGUCCUGCUCCUCCUGUCGAGAGAGGCGAGAGCUCCGACUGCUUAAAUCAACAAGUUAUAACACGUGUGUGUGUGUGUGUGUGUCCAGAUCUGCUUUGGUAUCUGUAGGUCAGUCCUUCCUAAAUCAGCUCGAUUUAACCAAAAAUGGACAGAAAGAAAGAAAAAGAAAGAAAGAAAGAGGGAGACAUUGUGUGACUUUAUAAUAUCGUCUUUCUCACAGCCUUUUGCUUAUUUCUGAAGAAUGUUUUGAUGAUCUGUUCAUUAAAAAAAAAUAAAAAUAACACUUAAAAACAAGAAUGUAAAAAACACUUCAAUAACUGAUCCCGCAGAUGAAAUAGCACCCAACUUUUCCAUUUCCCCUUAGGGGGUAUUUUGUUGUUUUUUUUCUCUCUCUCUCUCUUUUUGGCAGGACGUUUUUUUUUACGGCACUCGGCAUUCACAGCCAAAAAAACAAAAAGCCUGUUAACCUCUGUUCAUCUCUGAUUCUGCUGCUGCUCCUUCACUUCACAUACAAAAGGCGAGAAUGUGAUUUAUAUUUUUUGAGCUGAAAACUGUCCUUUUAAAAACACUCAUCACUAACUAUAAUGUGGUUAUUAUGUGGUAUUAUCUGCAGCAUACUGUACUCUAAUUACACACAGAGAGGGGUCAAAAUCCCUCCAGUUUAUCGUCUUUUUUUGUUAUAGAAAGGGAAACUUAAAUACUUCGGUGGUCAUUCCUGCCGAUUCCCCCUCUUUAAACGGCCUAUUCCAACUGUUUUAUUCCAUUUUUAUAUAAAAAGAGAGAGAAGAGAGGGAGAGAAAAGACUAAGCUGGUUUUUAUUCCAAACGAGCACCUCUUUAAGAAACUGUUUAAGCUAUUGAGUCUCCUUUUUUUUAAGUUCCUGCUGGGGUGGGGGUGGGGGUGGUUUAAUCUGUAGAAUGUAUUAGCUCAGAGAGGAGGUGGUGGAGGGGUGGCGGGGGUUUUAUUGUACAGAAGAAGUGAUCCCAGUUAUCCCAGUUUAAAAAAAGGAGAGAGGAAAGAAACUCAGGAAAAAAAUGUCAGAACCAAUGAAUUCUUUUCAUUUUUGAUGAAAAACGAGCGUGUUUAAAAAAAAAAAAAAAAAAAGAAAAGAAAAGAAAAAAAACAGAGAUGGUGAGGAGUGAGUGAAGCAGAGAUGAGUGGUUGUAGUGUAGAUUUGACCCAAGGAGGAGGGGCUGGGGGGGGGGGGGGGUGUGGAUGAACAUGGUUUCAGGGGUGAAAGGUGACAGGUGCUUUGACGGCUGAGGUGCCACAGUGGAAAAAAGAAAAGAAAAGAAAAAAAAGGAAGAUAAAAUAAAUCUCGGAAAAAUUCAAAAACGCCUUUUGCAUUUCAGUGAGGUCUUAUCUACAGUACCUUCUAUAUAAUUUUGCUCUUUCAUAUCAUAUUACACACUUUUUUUUGUUUUUUUUGUUUUCUAGGAUUGCUUUGUAAUAAUUUGUACAGUUUUGCAUGUUAUAGAUGUAAUCAUUUUUUGUUUUUUCGGUUUUUUGUUGUUUUACUUGGACUUUUUUUUUUUUUUUUUGGCUCCUUUUUUCUUGAAAACGGUUUGGGCGUUUUACUGAGGAUAACCCACUACAGGUGAUGUAGAUUCUUUUUUGCACAAAAUUAAAAAAAAAAAAAUAUUUAAGGUGUAAGGUCAAAAAAAAAAACAACAAAAAAUAAUGUAUGGAACUGGUUGCCACACUUAUGUGGAGAACUCAUUAUAUUAACCUGACUCCGAUGUAUUUCAAUAAAGCGGAGGGCUGUUACAAAUACUGAGCCAGCGUGUUACUGUGUGGUUA